This is a messenger RNA of Hyposmocoma kahamanoa, 2587 nucleotides long. RefSeq lists its product as uncharacterized. The coding region runs from base 1 to 1104 and encodes 367 amino acids. Gene Ontology annotation, cellular component: late endosome membrane; cytoplasm; lysosome. Gene Ontology annotation, biological process: immune response; protein polyubiquitination; antigen processing and presentation of peptide antigen via MHC class II. NCBI's taxonomy places the organism in Eukaryota, Metazoa, Arthropoda, Insecta, Lepidoptera, Cosmopterigidae. The record is from RefSeq and is a predicted model, not a curated record. The transcript is spliced from 7 exons. Gene Ontology annotation, molecular function: ubiquitin protein ligase activity; MHC protein binding; zinc ion binding.
AUGCCAGUGCAGCAAAUAAACGUGAAGAAUUCGUCUGAUAUAGAGAGUUGGGAAUGGGGCGGAGGAUGUGGAAGAGAGGCGGUGCGCGCAGGCUCGGGCAGCAGCCGCACGUCCUGCAGCAACUCCAGCGGCGACAUCUGCCGCAUCUGCCACUGCGAGAGCGAGGUCCACAACCCGCUCUUAGCUCCUUGCUACUGCUCAGGAAGCCUGAAAUAUGUGCACCAGAGUUGCCUGCAACAAUGGUUGACCGCAUCGGAGACGAGAUCGUGUGAACUCUGCAAAUUCAAUUUCAUCAUGCACACAAAAAUAAAACCGUUCAAUGAGUGGCGUCUCCUGGAGAUGUCAGGCGUAGAGCGACGACGACUAUGCUGCGCUGUUCUUUUCCACUGCGUGGCCGCCCUCUGCGUCAUGUGGUCUCUUUUCGUGCUCAUAGAGCGCGCCGUUGAAGAAGUCAACCGAGGCCUUAUCGCGUGGCCGUUUUGGACAAAACUGGUGGUAGUUGCAGUGGGGUUCACGGGCGGCGCGGUCUUUAUGUACAUACAAUGUCGGCAGUAUCUGCAUCUUUGCAAUCGCUGGCGGGCUCAUAAUAGAAUAUUACUAAUUCAAAAUGCGCCUGAGAAGGUGCCAAUGGGUGGCGGGUCGCCCCCCGUACGUCACAAACGACGCGAGCGCAGUGCGCGUGGACAGGUAGUAGCGAAUAUUGAGCCGCCGCCGCCGCCCGCGGCAUUUCACGAAGAGGACGAGAGUGGUGGGUUCGAGACGUACCGCGGGAACCCCAACCGGCGGCUUUCCGCACUAGCUGACGAUCGGCUGCGGCCAGAGCCGCAUGAGGACACGAGGCGUUUCUCGGACACGCGGUUAGCCCAGCCCGUCAGCGUCUCUAUUGAGGACACUGCCACUGCGCCUGCACGACCCGAAGCCACUUUUGUCGGAGGGGUGUACCAUAUCAGCGUGGACCCCCUGGAGGCGGACAUCCGGUCUCUGCUCGCUUUGGAGGCUCGUCGCGAGGCGCGCGCGGCUCGGUCGCUGCCGAACCUGCGCGCCAGCCGCGAGAGCCUCCUCCCACUGCCCCCCGCCGCCGAGGCCGCCCCGCGCGCUUCCUGAGACCCGCCCCCGCCCCCCACGCUAGCGCCGCGCCUGCUGCUCUACCCCGACGACACCGUCUAUUAGCGAUGGCCCCCCGCCCUCGUCCGGCCUUCAUCCCCUCGAAGCGAUCUGGAGAUGUCCACUGUCUUUUGAUUGUCUAGUCUAAACGUCGUCGAUGCGAAGUUAGUUUGCAAAUUUUACCGUUUAGAGCGUCGCAUAGACGCAGCGGCAUUAUAAAAAAAAAAAAAAACUAAACCGAAAAUAAAACUGGCCAUAUAAUUGGACUACUGGACAUCCUUCAUGUCGUUUCUUUGUGAUGCAGUUGAAUAAAUAAAUAAAAAACUGUUGACGGUGGGCGGUACAUUUGAUGGAAAAAAGGUCGUAUGUUUUGAAUAACAAAAAAUCGUUUUAUUUAGUAGCUCGUCGCUAUGAACUAGUGCGCUCGCACUUUCACCAAUGGUGACACUUCUAUUCCUCGGGGUGACUUGGUACCCGUCGUAUAUAAAUUUACAUACUCUAGUGUAACAUAGAUAAUAAUAAAUGUCACAUAAUUAUGGUAGUCUUAAACGGGACUGACAUAUAUUAUACAACGUGAAAUUGAAUUCACCAAUGCAAAUUUAAGGGUACAUACAAUCAGCCCUUGUUGUUUUUUUUAUUUCAUUGUGAAACCCCUAUACUAAAACUUAUACAUGUAUAUUAACGGUAUGUCUUGAAUUUUCUCUGAUGAUUUAAAUUUCACCGUGUAUUCGGUUAAUUAUGGCCUUAUAUUGUUAAACAAAAGUUUUGAAACUGCCAAAUACAAUUGUAAUCCAUUUUCAUUGUCAUGUAUAUUGUAAAUUCGUUCCCUAUAACACUAAUGAAAAUAAGUUUAAAUUUUGACGAAACUGAUCUUGUAAAUAGAUCACCAAAGUAGAACAUAUAUUUUGCAUCGAACUUGUAAAUGACAAUUUUCACUUAAAAUUGUAAGUUACGUUGUCGUAGGGGACGAAUAGUUCAUUUCUCUCUCUUGAAAUUCCAUCGCCCCGUGGAAUUGAUAAACCAUGUUCUAACGAUUAUGAUGAUACUCGAUGUGCUGUGCAUUGUGCGAUCAAGUCUUUGUAUAUAGUAGUAUGGAAUGUGUAAAUAGUAAACAUGAAAUUGUAAUGGUAAUGACUGCUGGGGUCGGAAUGACCGUAAUGUCGUAUCUCUCGUCCGUUACGUUGCUCAAAGUAGAGCUGGAAGAACGGGAGAAGAUUGUCCAUCGAACCUUAUUGUAUAGUGCUCUGUAACUUCAAACAUUAUUCAUUUACUUUGAACAGUAUAAUAAUACAAAUUUCUAUUAUAUUAUGGGGCAAUUUUCUUUAUUGCUUUAUACUCGUGAAAACGAUUUGUUUCCUACAAGUGUAGCGGAAAAAAACUUAAAUUAUGUUUUGAAGUAAACCAAUUAUUUAUAUUGAAUAUGAAUCGCACUAUAUAUAAACUUAAUUUUUUUUAUGGAUUUGUUACUUAUAUACUUAGGCGC